AUGCUGAAAGAUAUUCCAUUUCAAUUCUCUGGCCUCCAAUAUCAUGUCCGCUUUGAGGCUAUCCUGACUUCUAUCCUCGGCGGACCAGCUCUCACAUACGCUUCUGGUUUGGCAGCUUUCCACGCUGUUCUUGUACUCCUAAAUUCGCGGCGCAUUGCCAUUGGCGAGGGAUAUCACGGCUGCAAUGGUGUCAUCAGCAUGGUCUCCCGUAUGACCGGCCUCAAGAACUUGCCUUUGGACUGCGAUGCCGCAGAGCUACAGCCAGGCGACAUUAUUCAUGUUGAGACACCUCUGAAUCCAACUAGAGAAGCCAUCGACUUGCAGUAUUAUGCGGAUAAGGCCCAUAAGAUGAGAGCGUUUCUGAUUGUUGAUGCGACUUUUGGCCCGCCGCCGCUGCAGAAUCCGUUCGACUUUGGGGCUGAUAUCGUUCUUCACAGCGGGACCAAGUAUUUUGGAGAACAAUCCGAUAUGUUGUGUGGCAUAUUGGCCGCUAAACCCCAGCAUGACUUCUUGAUGAAGCUAUACAGUGAUCGUGUCUAUCUGGGCUCAGUUGCAGGUAACACGGAAAGCUGGCUGGGUACAUGUAUGUCUCUACGCACUCUCGAGCUGCGUGUCAUACGGCAAAGCGCCACUGCAACGGCGCUGGUCUCGUGGUUCCACAGCCAGCUUCAUGAUCCAUCCACAGCGGUUCAUGAAUUAGCUCAAGAAGUUCAUCAUGCCAGUUUGCAAACCGAAGCAAAGGAAGACGGUAGCUGCAAAUUGAGACUUUUUCAACAUGCAACCAGCCUCGGAGGCGUAGAGAGCCUGAUGGAAUGGCGAGCUAUGACGAAUACCAGCAUUGACCAGAGGCUGGUCAGACUCAGUAUUGGAGUGGAAGCACUGGAGGACUUGGCGAGAGACUUGCAGCAGGAUUAG
Molecule: messenger RNA, 915 nt
Organism: Trichoderma atroviride IMI 206040
Lineage: Eukaryota; Fungi; Ascomycota; Sordariomycetes; Hypocreales; Hypocreaceae
Source: RefSeq, a predicted model, not a curated record